AUGAGUCUACGAGAAUCGCCCUUUCCUAAUAAGUUUGUUGAAGGUGUCCAUUCCGUGGGAUGGGUAUUAAUCUUUCCUUGUUUCUGGUAUCUCGACCGCCUCAUUGCUGUGUGCAAAUCCACCACAAAGGAACAAGCUGAGCGAAAGGAGCAAGAAUGCUACCUCCAUCCUCUCAAGGUCUUCUUCGGCUCUAUUGUCUUCUUCAUUUUUUUUGUCCUCACAGCCCCCCUGGCUUUCCUGGGCUUGCUGCUCUGGGCGCCCCUUCAGGCCUGCCGCAGGCCUUUUACCUACCACAAAGAGGCGCCAACGUCACUAGAGAUGGAGACGCACAGGGGCUUUGAGAUAGCAGGACAGGCCUCGCUUACCUUUGCCUCUGGUAACUUGUGUCUUCUGCCAGACAGCCUGGCUCGCUUUAACAACCUUGGCCACACACUGCGCAGGGCGUCUACCGUCGGCCAACUCAUCGUGACGAGCCAGUCAAAUUACCAAAGCGCCCCCACUGGGUUGCCCUCUCAGGAGCAGAGCGAGGAACCUUGGGAGGUGCUGACAUCUUUUCCAGCCAAUCUUGACAUCUUGUGCCUCGAGGAGGUGUUUGAUAAGAGGGCAGCCCAGAAGCUCACCAACAUACUAAAGCCAGUGUUUGGACACAUUCUGUACGACGUUGGUGUGUACGCCUGCCAGCCGCCCUGCCGGUGUUCGUCUUUUAAGUUCUUCAACAGCGGCAUGUUCUUUGCCAGCAGGUUUCCUGUGCUGCAGGCUCAGUACCACUGGUUUCCCAACAGCAGCGGAGAAGAUGCUCUCGCUGCCAAGGGCCUCCUCUCUGCUAAGGUGUUAAUCGGACAGAAUCAGAGCAGGAAGAAAGUUGUCGGCUAUUUUAACUGCACACACCUUCAUGCACCAGAGGGGGACGGGAGAAUUCGCUGUGAGCAGUUGGACAUGGUUGCCAGUUGGAUUGCUGAUUUUCAGGCUGCCAACAAACAGCCGGAGGAGGAGGUGGUUUUUGAUGUGCUCUGUGGAGAUUUCAACUUCGACAACUGCUCACCUGAUGACACUCUGGAACAAAAUCACGGUUUGUUUGAGGAGUACAGAGACCCUUGCAGGGCAGGACCUGGAAAAGAGAAGCCCUGGGUUAUUGGGACUCUGUUGGAGCAGCCCACGAUGUACGAGGAUGAAGUGAACACUGCAGAAAACCUCAAAAGAACGUUGGAAACAGAGGAGCUGAGGAAGCAGUACAUCUCCCCUCCUGUUGCUGCUGAAGGCUUCCCGUUGGUUUACCCAGAGACCGGCCAGCCGUGGAUCGGGCGACGGCUCGACUACAUCCUCUACCGGGAAAGCUCCGUGUCAAAGCUGUACAGAACAGACAUUGAAGCGGUGACCUACAUAACGCAGCUGGCCGGCCUCACGGACCACAUUCCUGUAGGUUUGAGACUGAAAGUCACCAUGGACUCCAGCUGUAACGACGUAUGACAGUA
Nematolebias whitei (Rio pearlfish) is the source of this 1472-nucleotide messenger RNA. It is a transcript of the gene smpd5, whose product is annotated as sphingomyelin phosphodiesterase 5. Lineage: Eukaryota; Metazoa; Chordata; Actinopteri; Cyprinodontiformes; Rivulidae. The record is from RefSeq and is a predicted model, not a curated record. Gene Ontology annotation, molecular function: sphingomyelin phosphodiesterase activity. Gene Ontology annotation, biological process: sphingomyelin metabolic process. Gene Ontology annotation, cellular component: cytoplasm; extracellular region. The coding region runs from base 1 to 1467 and encodes 488 amino acids. The transcript has 7 exons.